Messenger RNA from Homarus americanus (American lobster), 3414 nucleotides. RefSeq lists its product as uncharacterized. The record is from RefSeq and is a predicted model, not a curated record. Bases 209 to 2116 code for a protein of 635 amino acids. NCBI's taxonomy places the organism in Eukaryota, Metazoa, Arthropoda, Malacostraca, Decapoda, Nephropidae. The transcript has 10 exons.
GUACUGUUAAAACAUUAAAAGAAAGUAAAGAACCUAUCACCAAAUAUUUGUCUAAGUCGCACACAUCCUCUCAGAGCUUCUACUUUUGGUCACAAGUAUCUGGCAACUCUGAUCGUUAGUUCAGUAGUAUAGUCUUACUGUUGGGUGGAGGAAGAUGUGGCUGUGAAUUCUUCUAUACUCUCAUCUAGUUAAUUAUCCUCUCAACAGAAUGGCCACAGUUAAAUAUUUAUUACUUAUUUUAAAUAUAUAUUUGUGUAUAUUAUAUUCUAGAGCUGUAUUACAGGCUAGUGUCUGUGGUCAAAUAGACUUCUGUAACCAUAAUCAGUCCCAUCUCUGCUGCCCUGCCUGUAAGAAGUCAGAGCACACUAUGUCCUGUACACACCAGCUGAGGACGGAGGAGAGUGAAGAUGCAAGUUGUGAGGUGCAACGCAUUUCUGAAGAGUGUUAUAUGGAGGCCCCGUCAUACCCACCAAGCAAAGAUGACUUGUUGGUCAAGGUAAAAAGGUAUUAUUACCAUGACUGGACUACAUCAAGGACGGUGUUCAACAUUACUUUUCCUUCGGCCGGAUGGAACGUUCUCAAGUUUCGGUACCAAGACCUGGACGACGGGAAUAGUAAACCUCUGUGCCGUAAAUUCACCCUGGCUAACGUCAGCAUUCCCCUGAGUGACGAGAUCUUUUGGGACUGUCCGGUCUUUGUUGGUUCAGCAGCACGACAGAUAAGACUGACUGUCAUCACCGACGAAGGGAAAGGCGGCACUUAUUCCUUCAAAACUUCCACGGCAGACAAGAUAGAUCCUUGGAAGACAAGGCUUCAAGACUGGCAAGUGUUUUUCUACUUACAUGACAACCACAUCGGACGGUCCCCGCACCUGCCUGUCACCAUCCAGUUGGCACCGUUUUAUAAUGUCUCGUACAACAUCUCCCUCGUCAAGUGUGUGGAUGAUGAUGGUGGUGUCUCCUGCUCUCAAAGGACCGUCCUCGCUUCUCACAAAUUCCAUGCACCUGAAAAUAUAUCAUCUGAUGAGGACAUCCUAGAAACAAAGCUCCUACAGCUGUGGCACAACCCCGGCACCUAUGCUGUGACGGCUCAGAUCCUCUCCUCUGAGUGCCCUGAUGGGUGUGCUGUGGCCAUGUCUCCACCGUUCAGUGUUCCACAGAGCAAGUUAGGAUUAUGGAUUUGUGUUGGAUUCGGGUUCUUGCUGAUUUUCACCUUUGCAUUUACCUUCACCCUACAACACCGCCUGAAGCAGAAUAAGAAGCUGCUGCUGACGGCGAAGGACAACACCCCAACACUCCUCUUGAUAUAUCUGCCGGAAAAUCAACGUUGCUUGGACCUGGUGAACAAGUUGGCACACUUCCUGAAGCACGUGUGUUAUGUCCACCCAUUUGUGAUAGAUGCAGAUGUGGGUAGUAAGGCCCCAAGCUGCUGGACAAGUGAACAUAUGAACAAAGCAGAUCGCCUCCUGUUCCUUGUGCCCGGUAACCCAGACGCUGAGAGCAUCACCCCAAUCAGGGACCACUGGGUGUAUGCCCUACACUACCUUACAGGGCACUACUUCACUACAAAUCAAGUCACAAACAAGGUGGCCACAGUUGUUCUUCCCUUCAGCGCCAGGGUGCCUCAUCAGAUUGCUAAUGUCCAGCGGUUCAGACUAAUGCAAGACAUAAACUCACUUGUGACUUGGAUACACAGUGGAACAUGGAUGGACAGUAAGUUUCUGUGGGGACCUCAGAUCAGGUCACCAGCACAAGAGAAGAUUACCUACACUUUUUCAGAUAUUAAACAAGCCGUGCACGAUGCCUGCCAGGUGACUAAAUGUUGUAAUGACUAUAAAAUGGAUAAGAUCUCAGAUGAGGAGUUUUUCUACAGUGAGGACAGCACAAAGGAGAAGACUUCCCCUAAGAGUUCUGUACAGGAUGUCGAGAAAAACACUUCUCAACAGUAUCAAGUUUUGACACAUCCACAGGAUGGUGAUGAUGAUGAUCCCUUUGAUAAACAACUGCUCGACGUUGAGGAGUUGCCCAUGUUGGGGGGAGACACCGGAACAGUGCGUGAUCAUUACCCGUCCUCGGAUGACAACUCGGAUGAACUAGAUGACAGCAUUUUUCUGUGAGUUUUUUCCACAUAAUUCUUGAAGGGGUAUUGGAAUCACUGGAAAGUUUAUCUCUGCUUGAGUGAUCACAAGAAAACUUCUCUUUAAUAUUAAAUUGUUAAAAUUGUCUACAGAUAUGAACAACAAACCUCAAGUGUAAUAUAGUGAAGGAGAUACAAGGCUUAACAUAAACAGUGGUGCUACCAACUUGUCCAGAUAUGAAAGUCUGCCCCACAGUUAUGUUAGACAGUCUGACCCACAGUAAUAGUAGACAGUCUGACCCACAGUAAUAGUAGACAGUCUGACCCACAUUUGUAUUUUCUUAUGCUGUUUCAUGAGGGAAUCUGAAAUGGUAUUGAUGCUGAGUUUGAGGUUUAGUUUGUCUGGGUAACAUCCCAGUUUGUUUACUCCUAUUAUUGUACACUAUUCCCAUUUGGUCUUCUGUACAAUACUCUCUGGGUCCGGUAAAAUAACUUUCAGAGAUCAUUAAGUGAUACUAGACAUUGUGGGAAUAUGUGACAUUUUCAGAGUAGACAGAAAAGGAAUAGACAAAAGGGACAUAAACCAGUGCCUUCACAACUGAUUUAGUUUUCUCAACAUUAAUUGAACUAAGGUUCUGCCCAAGGCUAAUUCCAUACCCCUGAGGUCUAAGUACAAAUGAACCAAAAUGGUGUACAGUACAGAAAACUGAACCAGUACAGUAUAUAGAACAAGGUACUGUACUGUACAUUAUAGUGUAGGCAGAACAAGAUAUGACUAUAAUAUAAUGUUAAUUAUUAUUGUAGAUGCCUAGGGACUUAAAAACACCCAGUACAGUGUCUGUGUUUACAGACUUAACUUCCUUUAUCCAGAUGUACAGUAGCUAAAAGAACUAUCUGUGCAUACAUUGUGGGAAACAAUAUGAGACCAUGGACGAUAAAUAUUGGUAUAUGAGGGCUGUCACUAGUCACACGGAGGGAUGUCACUAGUCACACGAAAAAUUUGGGAGCAUAUCGACCCCCUCCUGCACAGAUAGUUGUUUUAGCUACUGUACGUGAACCAGAAACUCAUUUGGUCCAGAAACCUCUAGAUUAGUCAUGUCAAUACAAUAUUAGGUGUUCCAUUUUUUUUAAGUAACUAACACUUAAGUGUUAUUGUAACAAAAUAAGAGAACAGAUCAAAAAUAUCUUCAAGUUGACACUAAAUUUUAAAAGAUUGAAUUAUAACUCAUAAAUAAUGUAGUACUGUAUCAGGUUCUUAUGAUGUUUCUACAAAACAAUGGCAAUGCUCAAUGGCACUUUGUCAACUUCAUUUUAAAAUAAUUAUAUUUUUAAUAUUAA